AUGGAGGACAAACAGAGACUAGAAGAAAUCAGGGAGAAAAUCUUCAAUAAUUACAGACCGAUAGAUCAAACCUUUGAUCUAGUGUUGUCUAUGAAGGACAUUCUAAACGUCAACUUCAUUCAAGAGGCUUGUGGGCAUAAGUUUCCUUCCUACUACUUCUUAGCUGUAAAUGACCUUGAAAAAUGCAAAAAGGAGGACCAAGAAGCUCUUGACAAAUUUCUCCCUAACGCAACAGCAGGAGGAUGAGAGCAACUGGAGCUCUCUUGAGUCGAGAAAUAUUACCCUGAGGAUAUACUCCCUGGAAUCUGUAACUGUAUCCCAAAUAUUACCGAAGAAGUUCAUUUAGAUAGCUUCACUAUCCCACUUUCCUUCUUCUCUCAAAUAAUUCUGAGCAGUCUGGCUCUGAACACUUUAAAAAUAAUGAACUGAAAGAUAGAUGCUACUGAGGAGCCAAGUCUUAGUGAAACUCCAAGCACAGAUCCACAACUGGAAACUAUAUUCCUGAGUGGCAGCCUUCCCGGGUUACUUCCUUCUGAAGAUGAGAAGAUUGAAGAAGACCAUACUGAAGUUUCAUUAAAAGCUCUUCAUGAGAUUAUAAAAAUACUCAAGCAUUACUCUCUCCAUAAAUGACUCCAAGAGGUUAAGGUUGAAGAGACUGACCUUUGAGAAACCACUGUCCAGUCAAUGUUCACAGAAGCAGGCUUUUCUGUUGAAGUAGAGCACUGGUAAUCCUAAAUAUCU
Moneuplotes crassus is the source of this 741-nucleotide messenger RNA. NCBI's taxonomy places the organism in Eukaryota, Ciliophora, Spirotrichea, Euplotida, Euplotidae. The record is from the annotation of a GenBank genome assembly.